Fusarium poae is the source of this 1689-nucleotide messenger RNA. RefSeq lists its product as uncharacterized. The transcript has 4 exons. Lineage: Eukaryota; Fungi; Ascomycota; Sordariomycetes; Hypocreales; Nectriaceae. The record is from RefSeq and is a predicted model, not a curated record. Gene Ontology annotation, molecular function: transmembrane transporter activity. The coding region runs from base 1 to 1689 and encodes 562 amino acids. Gene Ontology annotation, biological process: transmembrane transport.
AUGGAGAAAUCUGAAGAUUUGCAUAAUCCCGCUAGGGAAGAUCAAACGCGUCACUCUACGUCUUCAUCGGGAAAUAAUACCAGUGAUGAAGAGUCUUCGAUAUCGUCACAGUCACAUCCAUCUCGUUCGCCAACAAAUCGCAACAAUCGAGCCAACUCGGACACUUACUCUCUGGGCGACAAUGGGUGGGAGAGCAUCAGGGCACCUGCCAAUGGCAUGUCCAUGACGAGAACUAUUUCUCGAAGAGAAUCAGCUUUGUCUCGAAUCCGAUCCAGGCCAGUCCCGCAAUUCACUCACCCUCUGGCUCAUGUCAAGACAACAGAGGACCAGAUCGUCGACUUUGACGGGCCUGAUGAUCCCUAUCGCCCAAUAAAUUGGCCUAUGAAGAAAAAGAUUAUCACUACCAUGCUGUAUGGAUGCGUCACAAUGAGUGCAACUUGGGCAUCAUCGUCCUACUCGUCAGGAACACGACAAGUCGCAGAACAAUUUAAUAUUGGCACGCAGACUGCUACACUAGGAACGACCCUUUUCCUCGUCGGUUUUGGCAUUGGACCUCUUCUUUGGGCUCCUUUGUCAGAGGUUUACGGAAGAAGACAGGCCGUUCUCAUCCCCAUGUUUAUUGCGAUGUGCUUCAGUUUCGGCUCAGCAGUCGCAAAAGAUGUCCAAACUCUUAUGAUAACUCGUGGUGUUUUGGGAGAUCUGUACGCCCCGACUGAGCGAGGUAUAGCCAUGGCUGGAUAUGCUAUGGCUGUAGUUGGAGGUCCUGUCCUAGGUCCCAUUGUAUCGGCUGCUCUCGUGCAAGACCCAAGCCUGGGCUGGAGAUGGACAGAAUAUGUCACAGCCUUCAUACAGAUCUUCUUCUUGAUAUUGGCAGUCAUCUUCGUAGAUGAGUCUUAUCCACCCAAGCUCCUGAUCUACAAGGCUCGAAGACUACGACAUGAGACUGGAAACUGGGCACUCCACGCCAAGUUCGAAGAGUGGGAUGUUAGUAUAGCAGAGCUUUCUCGAAAGUUUCUCGUACGCCCAAUCCAACUUAUCUGUACACCCAUCUGUUUUCUCGUGGCUCUAUACGCCAGCUUCUGCUAUGGUAUUCUGUACAUGCAACUUGGCGCCAUUCCCAUCAUCUUCAGGGAGAUCAGAGGCUGGGGCACGUUUGUGUCUUCUCUUCCUUUCAUCUGCAUUCUUCUCGGAGCCAUACUCGGCUGCUCAGCCAACGUCUACAACCAACUUCUUUACAACAAAGCUUAUCAUGCCGCCGGAAAUAGAGCUGUACCUGAAAAGCGCCUACCGCCAAUGAUGGUCGGCUCAGUUAUAUUCAGCGGUGGACAAUUUAUCAUCGCCUGGACAGGUGGGAACACCAGCAUUCACUGGAUUGUUCCUUGCAUUGGUCUAGUCCUGCUUGGAACAGGGUUUUUUACUAUUUUUCAAGCAGCACUCAACUACCUUGUUGAUACAUUCACCAUGUACGCCGCCUCUGCUAUCGCAGCGAAUACAUUCCUGAGAUCGAUGUUCGCGGCUGCGUUUCCGUUGGUCGUAGGGCCGCUCUACCAUAAUAUUGGCGUAGGACCCGGGUCGAGUAUUACUGGUGGUUUUGCGGCGUUGUUAAUACCAGUUCCAUUUAUCUUUUAUACUUAUGGAAAGAGAAUCAGGGCGCGGUCGAAGUGGUCAAAGGCAUCGGUGUACGACUAA